CAAAAAUAGCAGGGAGGGGGCUUUUCAACCCUGAACCCCAACGUCAUCAUCGAUCUGAUAGGAUCGACAAACCCCCAAUCAAUAUCUCUCCAAUAAAAACUUCACGCGACUACGAUGGAUCAGAUAGCCCUCAACCAUGAGGCCUCGGCCGGCGACACGCAUAAGCAAUUAGUGUCGUCGCUACCACCGGAGGUCGUACAAUGUCUUGAAAACGCCCGUUUCCUUCAUCUGGCGACAUGCACCGACAACCAGCCGCACGUCUCGUUGAUGAAUUAUACGUAUAUCCCUUCCUCUCAGUUCUCUUCCGCGCCGGUUAUCGUGAUGACGACGAAUCCCUCGUCUAAGAAGACCAAUAAUCUAGUCGUCAAUCCGAACGUUUCGUUAUUAGUCCACGACUGGGUCUCACAUAGACCACCAACCCAAGGCCGACGAAUGUCCGGCGGAUCCCCCGGGCCCGAACACAGAUCAAGCCUGGCGUCGUUGCUGCUGAAUCUCAACACCAGUGCUAUAUCGAGCAUCAGCGCCACCAUCAACGGUACGGCGGAAUUGGUGGCGCGCGGCUCCGAGGAAGAGUCGUUUUACCGGAGCCAGCACCUCGAGAACAACACAUUCGACUCGGAAGGCGUCGUCGGCGCGUUUAACGGAGGCGGCGGCGAGCAGCUACCGGAGGACGGAGGCCGCGAGUGUUUCGUCGCGGGCGAGGAGGUACGGGUCAUACUCGUGCACAUCAAGGACAUAAGGACGAGCGACUGGAAGGGUAGCGUCAAGGAUUGGGUCCUGGCGUCGGAGGGUAAUGCGCCGAACGUGAAUGGCGCGAGAUGAGUCCACAAGUACGUAGUUGAGCUGUCGACUGAAAGUCAGAUGGUGAUUUGAGAUAUGCUGGACAAGGUGUGUACACUUAAAUUGGUAUGUCUAAUCUGGUGUAUGGGAUCUAUUCUAUGUACUAUCUAUGAUGAGAAGGCGAUUAAUCACAAGCACAUUCGAAAGAUCAAGCAUGACCAAGUUAGGGGAGCACUGGAAGUAUGAACGGUUGCCCGGCUUCCGAACUUGUACUGCAAAUGGUUCAAAAUUAUUUGGUUAACAGACUCAUCCAAUCGAAAUGUGUAUAAUUACAACUCAAUGCAUCCAUCGCUACCCAGUUAGGUAUUGGCAAACCUCCGAACUCAUUCACAAGGAGCUCCUCCGCAAAAACACUCCCAAACAGCACUCUCAACAGUCAAGUUCCAAAACUGAUCUGAUCAAGUUGAGUUAGUCCCGGCUCAUAUUAUCUUUUUGAUGAACUGGUCAGGGAACAUACCAAGUUGCGGCUCGGAAGCUUUCUAACUGAUAGAUAAUUCCACUCUUAGAUAUGUUUGGAUUGGUUAGAAUAGGACAUAUAAUCAAUCCUAGUUCAUUUUCAAUCCCGCUCUUCGAAGUCGGC
Molecule: messenger RNA, 1420 nt
Organism: Annulohypoxylon truncatum
Lineage: Eukaryota; Fungi; Ascomycota; Sordariomycetes; Xylariales; Hypoxylaceae
Product: pyridoxamine 5'-phosphate oxidase
Exons: 3
Coding region: 115-822 (235 amino acids)
Cellular component (GO): cytoplasm; nucleus
Source: RefSeq, a predicted model, not a curated record